AUGGGAGAGUGUAGGCCUCUGGGAUUCUUACUGGGAUUACCAUUUGCUCUGGUUGCUUUGGUUCUAUCUCUCGUUGGUGCUGUCAUCUGGAUCAUUGGGACAAUAUUGAGUUGUUUGUGCCCAUGUUGCUUCUGUUUUGCUGCGCUGGCUAACUUGGCUGUUGGUCUCAUCAAACUUCCAGUCAAUAUCCUCCGUUGGUUUACCAACUCCAUUCCUUGUUAA
Messenger RNA from Microthlaspi erraticum, 222 nucleotides. NCBI's taxonomy places the organism in Eukaryota, Viridiplantae, Streptophyta, Magnoliopsida, Brassicales, Brassicaceae. The record is from the annotation of a GenBank genome assembly.